AUGCGUGUUACGAUGCAAAAGUUUGUACUGAGGGCACUGUUGUGUCUCGGCCUUGGCGGCCGGCUCUUUGUUGGUGCAGACGUUGUCUAUGUGACUGAUCUGACCAUUUUCACAGAAUUGGCACCAUGUGCUGCUUCAGCAGUAUCCUAUGCUGUCAUGUCCAUGACCUAUGAUGCUUGUCCCGAGGCCGUCACGGAACUGCAGUCGUGUGUCUGCUCCAAGAACCAGAACUCCGCAUCGAUCAGGACGCGGCUGUCCUCCUCAGUCAGCUACAGUUGCGGAGGGACUGCAUCCGAUGAUCAGGCAAGCGCAACACUUGUCUACGACGCGUAUUGCAACCAAGCUUCUGCCGCUUCAUUCGCGAAGCCUUCAAGCCCGGUGUCAGAGUAUAUUACCGACUACCCGGCAUGGGCUGAUCUUGCACCCUGCGCCCGCAGUGCGCUCUCGUAUAAUGUCAUGAGUAUGACUUACGAUCUAUGCCCCGCAGACGCAAGUAUGUUGGCAACCUGCGUAUGUCAGAAGAACCAGAACUCCUUGAAGGUCAGCCAAGGCAUCAACACCUCGGUCAAAUAUUCAUGCUCGUCGCAUACGGCGGAUUUGUCUUCGGCGCAGGCAGUAUACGCGGCGUACUGUGGAUUGAACAACGGGACCUCGUCGUUUCCUACUACUUCGAAUCCCCCAGGCGACAUGACAUACUACAUCACCGGCCUAUCCGAGUACGCCUCUCUAGCUCCCUGCGCACAAUCCGCAGUGUCCUAUGGUGUUUUCAGCCAAACCUACGACAAUUGUCCCGGAGGACCGCAGGCUCUUGCCUCGUGCGCGUGUAUCAAGGAUCAGAUGCCUUCAGUGGUGUCAAGCGUCAUCACGUCCAAUGUCAAAUACUCAUGCUCGAGUACGGCCUCGGAGGACAUCACUUCGGCCUUGGCGGUCUGGAACUUGUACUGUAGCGCGGCGAAGGGUCUAGUUACACCCGCCGGUGUUACAGAGUCUGUUCAACAAACUAGCGCGAUAGAAACCGCCAGGACCGGAAGCGGCGCCGGAGCUUCUGGCCCCUCGGCUACAGGUACAGCUGGUUCUGGUUCGGGCAGCUCUGGGGGUAGCUCGGGCAGCUCGGGCAGCGCGGGUUCUUCAGGAGGCAGCAAGUCGAACUUGGGUACGAUCGUGGGAGCUGUGGUGGGUGUCAUCGUCGGACUGCUCCUCAUCGCUGGAGUUGCGUUCUUCAUCUGGCGGCGUCGACGAGCGGCGAAAGACUGGCAACAUACCCCAAUCGCACUAGGGAAUACCGAUACUCACGGAAAGCCUGAGCUGGACAGCACGGCUGUCGCCGCUGUCCCUGCUGCGAGCCCGAGCCCCAGCACGUUGAAGCCAAAUGUGCCGACCCGGACCGAUAACGUUUCACCUGUAUCAACACAUGGCACAUAUCCUCAGUACCCUCAGCAAUCCGAACUUCCAGGGCAACAUGGAUACUCGGCACCAGCGCCACAAUCCCCUCAGCAACCCGAGCUUCCUGGCCAGAACGGCUUCUCUGCACCACCAGCUCACUAUUACAAUCAGUCCGAACUACCAAAUCACCAGUCGUACAGUGAGAUGCCUUCCCCAGCAUCUGAAGCGCAUGGUCAGCAGAUAUACGAAGCACCAGGCCAGAACAGACCCGAUAUGUACAACGCGAGCCAUCAAGGAGCAAGCUGGCAGAGUGGGCCAGUGAGCACCCAUUAUGAGAUGGAUGGUGGAUGGACUGGUCAGAAUCAGCAACCGCAGCGCUAG
This is a messenger RNA of Neoarthrinium moseri, 1764 nucleotides long. RefSeq lists its product as uncharacterized. Bases 1 to 1764 code for a protein of 587 amino acids. The record is from RefSeq and is a predicted model, not a curated record. Lineage: Eukaryota; Fungi; Ascomycota; Sordariomycetes; Amphisphaeriales; Apiosporaceae. The transcript has 7 exons.